AUGGCUAAUGCAAUUCAAGAUGUCUUCCCUAAAACAAAGCAUAGGUGGUGUUUGUGGCACAUCAUGAAAAAGGUUCCUGAAAAAUUUCAAGGGUAUAACAAUUAUGUUGGGAUCAAGUGUGAUAUAAAAUCGCUUCUCUAUGACUCUAGUAAUGCAGCAGACUUUGAAAAUGGCUGGAAUCGACUACUUAUCACACAUACCUUACAAAAUAAUGAAUGGCUAUGUAAUCUGUAUGAAGAGAGACAAAAAUGGGUCCCUUGUUACUUGAAGAAUCAUUUUUGGGCUGGUAUGUCCACAACUCAAAGAAGUGAGGGAAUGAAUGCUUUCUUUGAUGGAUUUAUCAAUUCCAGUACCACACUUCAACAGUUUGUAGUGCAGUACGAUAAUGCUCUUAAAUUCAAGGCCCAAAAAGAAAUUGAAGCUGACUUCUCCUCUCUUAAUACCAAUAUUGCAUGUGGGUCUCAAUCACCAAUUGAGAGACAAUUUCAAGUUCAGUACACACAUGCAAAAUUUGAGGAAGUACAAAUGGAGUUUCGGUCCAGGAUGAAUUGUUUCAUCAAGAACACGGUGAAGGACUGUAUUUUCAACAAGUACACAAUAAAAGAAGAGUACAUGUCGGAUGGGAAUUGUGACGCAAAAUAUUACGUCGUUGAAUUUGAUCCUGUUACAAACGAUACAAGGUGCUCUUGCCUACUGUUUGAGUUUAGAGGCAUCAUAUGUCGCCAUUCGUUAUUGGUUCUGGGGCAGGAAGAUGUACAGAAUGUCCCCUCCAAAUAUGUUCUUCGUCGUUGGAGCAAACUUGUUCGAAGAAAGCACACACUUAUUAGAGCAUCUUAUAGUCAAGUGCAUCAGGAACCGAAGAUGCAAAGAUAUCAAUCGUUGUGUAAGCGGUUCUAUGACAUAGCUGAGGCUGCGUGUGAAUCUAAAAGUGCUUCUAAUGACUUGGAGAAAGAAUUGGAAUGUUUAGCUCAAAAAUUGGGUUUCACUCCAUCACUGAAAAAUAACAUCAUAAGUGAGGAAGGACAACUAAGGUAUGAGAAUCCUUUGACCGAUAAUCCAUCCAACCAUACAUGUGGAAGCACUGAUGUACUUGUUCGAAGUCCAGUCGCGGUUAAGCGAAAAGGCAGACCAAGAACUAAUAGAUUGAAGUCAGCUGUUGAAAAAAGAACUAAAAAAUCAAAAUCGGCUCGAACAAAACAUUCUUCAACAACAUCUGUUCAACCAGCGGAAACCACAACAAGUACUGUUGCAGAACUGCAUCACCGCGUGGAACAUACAACCCAAAGCAAUGAAGUUUCCCAACUAUCUGAAGUUCCUCCAAUUGGAUUUAUCCAAUUGUUAUCUGCUGUUCAUAACAAUUUCCAUAAUUCAUAG
Molecule: messenger RNA, 1374 nt
Organism: Vigna angularis (adzuki bean)
Lineage: Eukaryota; Viridiplantae; Streptophyta; Magnoliopsida; Fabales; Fabaceae
Product: protein FAR-RED IMPAIRED RESPONSE 1-like
Exons: 2
Coding region: 1-1374 (457 amino acids)
Biological process (GO): regulation of DNA-templated transcription
Molecular function (GO): zinc ion binding
Source: RefSeq, a predicted model, not a curated record